CUUUUCAAUUGGUUUUCAAAGCGGAUGAUUUGCCCACCUUUGGCUUGAGGCGCCGGACGCAAUGGCUCGCUCUGCCAUCAGUGCCAAGGAUGGGCCGACGCACUCAGUGCCCCGAAGCAGGGCUCCUGUGAACCAGAUGAUGGUGGGAGUCGUGCUCCUCUCGAUGGGAGUUUUGAUAGUGUACAUGUAUCGAAUCAUCGAUGACCUGCACCGGGAGCAGCAGGACCUGCGGGGUCAGCUCAUGCAGCUCGCCAAGGACACUGCGCAUCACGCUGGAAGUGAGAAGUUUCUUCGCAAAGACGAGCCCGGGGACUUCUUCGCCCAUAGUGGGGCCCAGGCGAGAAGACGGCCGCACGUGGAGGAGAUCUUCCCGGGGCAUAUGGCCGCCUUUGAGGAUGCGGAGGAGAAGCGGCGGCUUGCGGGCUUCAUGACCACCGGCACCAGCGCAGGGGUGGGCUGCUUUGAGAUCAGCGAUGCGGCCACUGUCUCCAUCGACGUCUCCAGCACCAGCGCGUGCAACAGCAACGUUUGUCCGGAUUGCUUCAUCACGCCUGCUACGGUGAGCCAGGACAUCACCCUCACCAUCCAGGCCUGCAGCAGCGCCCAGUGGAUCCGCUCGACCUCGCGCAGCGGCGUCUGGGUGUACACCUUCAUCAACACCCACGCCACGCAGACGGUCAGCGUCGCCGACAACAGCGGGGCAGGGAUCACAUACAAGGUCCCAGCUCAGAGCUACGUGACCGCCUACUGCGCCGCCAGUCUGGGAACCGGCAACAGGCUGAACUUCCCCAGCAGCACGCUGCCCACGCUCUCGGUGGACAGCGGUCUGACGCUGAGCGCCGGAGACUUUGAUGCCAGCGCCAGCACAGGCGCCUUUAAGACCUCCUCGGGAGCGGUGACCGUGAACGGGGACACGACCAUCAGCGGCGCGAAAACCUUCACCACGGGCACUGGGAACGUGGGGCUGAACGGCGCGACCACCGUGGCGGAUUCGACGACCUUCACCGUGGGCUCUGCCGGCGCGGGCGGCACCACUACGCUCUACGGGAACACGGUGGUGGGUGACACGGGAAGUGGCAACGGCGCUUCGAUCACCCUGAAUGGCAACUUUGCGCAGGCCGACGUGACAGGCUCUACGUCCACCUUCUCCACCGGCACGGCCACCGUAAGUUUGAACGGCCACGUGGAGGUCGCCAACAACAAGAAUCUGCAUAUGACUAAUACGGGCAGCGGUACCUUCCAGACGGGCACCGGCACUGUGACGCUGAACGGCGCCACGACGGUCUCGUCGGCCAACACCUUCACCACGGGCACGGGGGCAGUGACGCUGAACGGCAAUACCGCCAUUGCGGACUCGAUGACCUUCACCGUGGGCUCCGCGGGCGCUGGGGGUGCCAGUACACUCUAUGGGAAUCUGGUGGUGGGUAGCACGGCCUCUGGAGGCGGCGCCACCACCACCGUGAACGGCAACUUCGCGCAGGGCGACGUCACCGGCGCGUCUGUGUCCACCUUCAGCACGGGCACCGGGGCCAUCUCCCUGAACGGGGACGUGGAGGUGGCCACGGGCAAGAACUUGCACAUGGUGGCCACGAGUUCCGGCACCUUUCAGUCGGGCACUGGCACGGUUACCUUCAACGGCAACACCCAGCUGUCGGGGUCCACGACCUUCACCACGGGCACGGGGCAAAUCAACCUGAACGGUGCCACGCAGGUGGCAGAUUCAACGCCCUUCUCGGUGGGAUCGAUCAGCGCUGGGGGCACCACUCAGCUGUUCGGCGCUGUCAUCGUUGGGUCAGGCUCCGCGAAUGGCGCUUCCACCAGCCUAGACGUGUAUGGCGACGUGACAUUCCAUGACGACCAGGAUGGCACUGCCAAAACGUUUGCCAGUGCCACCGGCGCGGUCACCUUCAACGGGGACAUCGGGGUGGCAGCGGCCAAGAACCUCAUCAUGGCCAACACAGGGACUGGCCAGUUCCAGACGGGCACGGGCACGGUCACCCUCAGUGGGGACACAACGGUGUCCAGUGGCAAGACCCUUACCGUGGCCACCUACACCAACGUCAUCCAGUGCUCCCACGCCUCCGGGGAGACGGGCAGCACCUACUGCCGGGCCAGCAGAUGAGGCAAAAGGCCCUCGUGGCCAAGAGUCCGAGAGCGCCGAAUGCGAGCCGGACCCACGGGACCCGGGCCUGGACUCGGGGGCCUUGUUACACAUCGAAGGUGGGGUCGCUGAAUGGCUUAUGGCUAUGAACUUGA
Messenger RNA from Effrenium voratum, 2256 nucleotides. The record is from the annotation of a GenBank genome assembly. Lineage: Eukaryota; Dinophyceae; Suessiales; Symbiodiniaceae.